AUGAUUGUCCGACAAUUGAUGGGGCUUAAUCCGUGGGCCCGUGUGCUCGUACCGUUCCUGUUCGUGUGGGUGCUGUUUGUGUUAAUAUUCUACUCCAAGCUGAAUACCUCCGUCGCAUCCAGCACGUCCGUCAGCGGGGACGAUUCGCUGAAAAGGCUUGAACGAGCCGUCCAGCAACUGGAACGCUCAAAACAGAUCGAUCAAGAGCUGCGCAUGUUGGUCGACGAGUAUAUGACUGAUGCCGGCACGUCUGUUGAUCGGAAACAACACUUCAUCGACGAGCUGGGCAGCAAGCUGGAGCAAGAUGACAGUGCGGGAUGGUUUGCCCUUGGACGGCCACGCAACGGACCGUCGCUUGAAUAUGAACGAUUGCGGCGUCGCGUCGAUACAAACACUCAGGAACUGUGGAAUUAUUUGCAGUCGGAGGUGACGAAGGUACAAAAGCAGGCGCAGAAAUCCGCACCGGAGUUGAUGAAACCGCUGAAUGCGUUCCUUUCGUUGGCGGCAGAACACAAACGUUCCUUGCUGACGGAUAUCGAUCGAAUGCGUACCGUUGACGGUUACGAAGCUUGGCGACAUCGUGAAGCGGCCGAUCUGAGCGAGCUGGUACAGAAGCGAUUGACACGUUUGCAGAAUCCGGAAAAUUGUUCCACCGCAAGGAAGCUGCUGUGCCGGUUAAACAAAGGCUGUGGGUACGGAUGCCAGUUGCAUCAUGUCGUUUAUUGCUUUAUAAUGGCUUACGCGACCGAACGCACGUUGAUACUGAAAUCGAAAGGCUGGCGUUAUCAUAAAGCCGGUUGGGAGGAGGUGUUUCAGCCCAUCUCCGAUACAUGCUUGGACUCGAACGGAGCAUCCCAUGCAAGCUGGCCGGGACAGACGAACACACAGGUGCUAACGUUACCGAUCAUAGAUUCGCUAAAUCCACGUCCACCGUACCUGCCGCUAGCGAUACCGGCCGAUCUGGCUCCCCGGUUGAUGAAACUACACGGUGAUCCGAUCGUGUGGUGGAUCGGCCAAUUUCUCAAGUACCUGCUGAAACCAACUGGCGAGACGCAACAGAUGCUGGAAAAUGGCAUCGAGCGACUGGGUUUCAAAAAACCAAUCGUUGGAGUGCAUGUGCGGCGCACUGAUAAAGUCGGUACGGAAGCUGCGUUCCACGGUAUCGAGGAGUACAUGACUGCAGUUGAUGAGUACUACGAUCAGCUUGAGCUGAAGGAAAAGAUCGACAAACGGCGUGUAUUCGUAGCAAGCGACGAUCCCAAGGUGAUUGAAGAGACAAAAACUAAAUAUCCUCAAUACGAGGUGAUCGGCGAUCCAAACGUGGCCAAGAUGGCGGCUGUGUCGACACGAUACACCGACUCCUCGCUGAAUGGGAUCAUUCUGGACAUACAUUUGCUCUCACUCAGCGACUACCUUGUGUGCACCUUCAGCUCGCAGGUGUGCCGGGUUGCGUACGAAAUCAUGCAAAGCAUGUACCCGGACGCAUCUGGACGAUUCCGGUCGUUGGACGACAUCUAUUACUACGGUGGGCAGAACUCGCACAAUCGCGAGGUUGUCUUGCCACACGAUCCGAAAAGCCACGACGAAAUUCAGGUACGAGCCGGUGAUCUGGUCGGCGUUGCUGGCAACCAUUGGAACGGGUACUCAAAGGGUAAGAACCUUCGCACCAAUCAGGUGGGAUUGUUUCCCUCGUUCAAGGUGAACGAUAAGAUCGAAAUCGUGGAGUUGCCCACUUAUCCGGACGUGAAGUAG
Messenger RNA from Anopheles marshallii, 1752 nucleotides. RefSeq names its product alpha-(1,6)-fucosyltransferase (gene FucT6). Gene Ontology annotation, biological process: protein N-linked glycosylation. The transcript is spliced from 3 exons. Gene Ontology annotation, cellular component: Golgi cisterna membrane. Bases 1 to 1752 code for a protein of 583 amino acids. Gene Ontology annotation, molecular function: glycoprotein 6-alpha-L-fucosyltransferase activity; protein binding. NCBI's taxonomy places the organism in Eukaryota, Metazoa, Arthropoda, Insecta, Diptera, Culicidae. The record is from RefSeq and is a predicted model, not a curated record.